AGGCUUCGCUUCAUCACUUCCAUUUUUCUCUUCUCUCUCUAUCUCUCUAUUUCGCCGUAGAAAAAUUGUCGGAACAGAACACUCAAAACAAAUCCAUUCUCUAUAAAUUCCUAAACUUUCUCUCCUUAAUUCCUCUCUAUCUUUCUUCAAUCCAAUCACUACUUCCCCCAAUGGGAGCUUGUGCGACUAAGCCCAAGGCCGACGGCGCCCUCGCUCCGGCCCCGGAACCGGAGAAGAAGGAUGUUGAUGCUGUUGUCGACGCUGUUGAACCUGAGAAAACAGUUGAAGUUCCGGCGGUGGAGGUUUCAGGAGAGGGAGACCAAGGCGAUAAAGGUAAGGAAGUUGUUGAUGUUGACGACGAUAAGGUGGAUGAUCAGAGUGUUAAACGCCGCUCACUAAGCAACUUAUUUAAGGAGAAAGAAGGGAGUGAAUCAAUUGAUGGUGAGAAGCCAGUUGGGGAAACAGAGACAGAAAUACAAACAAAAGAAAUUGACAUUAAGGCACCUCAAACUGAAAAGUGUAUCGAAGAGUCUGAGACAAAGGUGCCUCAAACUGUAGUAGAAGCUGAAAAACAUACUGAAGAAAUUGAGACAAAGGUGCCUCAAACUGUAGUAGAGACCGAAAAACGUACCGAAGAAGCUGUAGUGCAGAUUGAAAAACAAACCGAAGAAGCUGAGGUGGAGGUACCUAAAACUGUAGUAGAAACCAAAGAAACUGAGACCAAGGCGCCUCAUCCAGUUGUAGAGACUGAAAAAUCUGAAAUUCCAAUUGAAAGGAUACAGAUCACCGACGUUCCAACAACAACUUCCGAGACCAUUACUGUGGAGAAAGUAAUUGCACCUUCACCAUCUGAUGUUACACCAACGAGUGAAACAUCCGAGGAAAAGAGAUCAGAAGAUGUAAAAUUACCCGAGAAAGUCGAGAAAGCUGAAGUAGUGACAUUAGUUGAAGUCGAACCAAAGAAAGAUGAUAACAGUGAUGCCAAGAAGACUGAGACAGAGACACCGAAAGAAACCGAACCAAAGCCCGUUGCACCUACCGAAACCAGUGCCAAACCAGCAGAGGUAAAGGAUGAAGUAGUGAAGGUAAGUGCUGAGGAAAAAACAUCAAGUUGAUGAAAAGUGAGACAUUAUUUGGGAUUGAAAGUAUAGAAAGUGAAAAGGAGAUGGUUUUCUUCUUGGGUCGUUUAAAAUUUAUUAUUUGGGGAGAAAGUUAAGUUUACCCAACAAAGAAACAAUGGCUGUAUCAAUCUGCCAUGAUCAAGAUUUAGAUUGUUAUUAUGUGGUUUUUUUUUAAGCAACUACUUGAGAGGAUUUGUUUCUAUUGUUUUAUUUGUAUAUCAUUUGUUGGUUUUUCA
This is a messenger RNA of Cucumis melo (muskmelon), 1357 nucleotides long. RefSeq lists its product as uncharacterized. The transcript is spliced from 2 exons. The record is from RefSeq and is a predicted model, not a curated record. The coding region runs from base 171 to 1115 and encodes 314 amino acids. NCBI's taxonomy places the organism in Eukaryota, Viridiplantae, Streptophyta, Magnoliopsida, Cucurbitales, Cucurbitaceae.